This is a messenger RNA of Rhincodon typus (whale shark), 1341 nucleotides long. It is a transcript of the gene chuk, whose product is annotated as component of inhibitor of nuclear factor kappa B kinase complex. The transcript has 11 exons. The record is from RefSeq and is a predicted model, not a curated record. Gene Ontology annotation, molecular function: ATP binding; IkappaB kinase activity. Gene Ontology annotation, cellular component: cytoplasm; IkappaB kinase complex. NCBI's taxonomy places the organism in Eukaryota, Metazoa, Chordata, Chondrichthyes, Orectolobiformes, Rhincodontidae. Gene Ontology annotation, biological process: positive regulation of transcription by RNA polymerase II; peptidyl-serine phosphorylation; tumor necrosis factor-mediated signaling pathway. The coding region runs from base 46 to 1326 and encodes 426 amino acids.
UUAAACAACCCAAGUGUUGUAACAGCAUCUGAAGUUCCAGAAGAAAUGCAGGAUAUUGCAUUUAAUGAUGUCCCUCUUCUUGUGAUGGAAUACUGUACAGGAGGUGACUUGCGUAAGGUGUUAAAUAAGCCUGAAAAUUGCUGUGGACUUAAAGAGAGUCAAGUGCUUAGUAUCUUACAGGAUGUCGGUUCUGGAAUCCAGUAUUUACAUGAAAAUAGAAUUAUCCAUAGAGAUCUGAAACCUGAGAACAUUGUAUUGCAAGAAACCAAUGGCAAGUUGAUACACAAAAUAAUUGACUUGGGCUAUGCAAAGGACCUGGACCAAGGAAGCCUUUGCACCUCUUUUGUCGGCACACUGCAAUACCUGGCACCAGAACUAUUUGAGUCACAGCCUUACACAGUCACUGUCGACUACUGGAGCUUUGGAACAUUAGUGUUUGAGUGCAUCUCUGGUUUUCGACCAUUUUUACACAAUAUGCAACCUUUCCAAUGGCAUGGCAAAGUUAAAAUCAAAGGCCAAAAUGAUAUUAUGGCUGUUGAAGAGAUGAAUGGUGAAGUAAAGUACUCCCAAAACUUACCACAGCCCAAUGGUCUUAGCAGCCUCAUGGUAAAACCACUGGAGACGUGGCUACAGUUAAUGCUGGGUUGGGAUCCAAAACUGCGAGGUGGCAAAAUAGAACCACAGUCAAAUCGACCAGAGUGUUUUUUACUUCUAGAUCAAAUUUUAAGUCAGAAGUACGUACAUAUAUUAAAUAUGACUUCAGCUCGAAUCCACUCUUUUCUGAUCAAACCUGAUGAAAGCCUCCAUUCCCUUCAACUGCGUAUUGAAACUGAAACAGCAAUAUCUCCUGCAAAUCAGGAGUUGCUUCUAGAAACUGGAAUUUCGUUGGAUCCUCGUAAACCAGCCAAUCAGUGUGUACUGGAUGUGAGAGGCUGGGAUAGCUACAUGGUCUAUCUAUUUGAUAAAAGUAGCACGAUCUAUGAAGGACCUUUUGUUGCCAGAAAAUUACCAGAACAUGUCAAUUAUGUUGUGCGGGAUGCUAAGAUAAUGUUGCCCAAUGUGCAACUGAGGAAGGUAUGGGGUGAAGCAGUGAAUUAUGUCUGUGGAUUGAAGGAGGAUUACAGCAGACUUUUCCAGGGACAAAGAGCUGCAAUGCUGAGUCUCCUUCGUUAUAACAAUAACCUUACAAAAAUGAAGACAACAAUGUUUUCCAGUUCUCAACAGUUGAAGGCCAAGUUGGAUUUCUUUCAGUCAAGCAUUAAACUUGAUCUGGAAAAAUACAGCGAACAAAUGGCAUAUGGAAUAUGUAAGUGGUUAAUUUUUUAAUUCACUUCUCUGAAA